AAUGCAUUAGCCCCCAUAUCUUCACAACUAGUCAAGCAUGUGUAUCCAUGUGUCCAUCAGUGCAUGAAAACCUCCACUCUUACUUGACCCUUUAAAAUUCCUACUCUCUCCUCCAUUUCGCUCCCUUCAGAGAGAGAGAGAGAGAGAGAGAGAGAUGGGGAGCAACUCAAUCCUCUAGUUUUCUGUAGCUAGGCUCUCUCUUGGGUUUCUGUAUCGUAUGCAUCCUUCCUCUCCAAAAGUAAGAGCUGGAGAGGGAAACAAUUAAAGCCCACAUCAAAUAAUAAGAACACAGAAAAAAAAUGGAUGUCUAUGGAGGAGUCUCUACCAGCGCACCUGAUUAUUUUCUCAUUGAUGACCUUUUAGACUUCUCUAAUGAUGACCUUCUCACCUCCUCCACCGAGCACCACCACCUUCCUCCACCUGAAACCUCCUCCAUCCGCCGCCACCACCACCACCACUUCCCCUCUCCCACCACCUAUAUUAAUAACACUUCUUCUCUCUCCACUGACUUCACUGACCAUCUCUCAGUCCCAAGUGAUGACGUGGCAGAGCUAGAGUGGCUAUCGCAAUUCAUGGAGGACUCGUUCACUGACUUUCCGAGCACCAUUAAUAUCCCAACCGACACGUCGUCUCGCAACAAAUCUUGUAGCAAACGUUCACGAACCACCACCACCGCGACAUCCUCCUCGGCAGAUAUCGAGACUGCGGUGACCGGGGAAUCGAGACUGAAGAAGGAAAAUAACGGAGCGCCACACUCUUCAGUGGAGACGGAAGGAGGAGCGCGGAGGUGCAGUCACUGCGCGUCGGAGAAGACACCGCAGUGGAGGACGGGUCCGCUGGGCCCGAAAACGCUAUGUAAUGCUUGUGGAGUAAGGUACAAGUCGGGUCGGCUCGUACCCGAAUACCGACCCGCAGCGAGCCCGACUUUUGUGCUGACUCAGCAUUCGAACUCGCACCGUAAAGUUUUGGAGCUCCGGAGACAGAAAGAGAUGAUGUUGAGGCAGCAGCAACAGCACGGUUAUCAAGGUUAUGAAGUUUGCUAACGUGUAAUGAUCUUAGCGGUUAAGGAGUCAGUAGCAUAGUAACUGGUGGUUAUUUUAUCAAAUUCCCUUUUUUUAUUGUUAAAAAACCCUGAAAAAAGGAGAUUAGUAGUGCAGCCUGUUAGUAAUUGAAUCUUGGCAUCAAUUUCUCUCGAA
Molecule: messenger RNA, 1196 nt
Organism: Populus nigra (black poplar)
Lineage: Eukaryota; Viridiplantae; Streptophyta; Magnoliopsida; Malpighiales; Salicaceae
Product: GATA transcription factor 4-like
Exons: 2
Coding region: 300-1043 (247 amino acids)
Biological process (GO): positive regulation of DNA-templated transcription
Cellular component (GO): nucleus
Molecular function (GO): sequence-specific DNA binding; zinc ion binding
Source: RefSeq, a predicted model, not a curated record